Biomphalaria glabrata is the source of this 1952-nucleotide messenger RNA. RefSeq names its product perlucin-like. The coding region runs from base 112 to 708 and encodes 198 amino acids. Gene Ontology annotation, molecular function: signaling receptor activity. The transcript is spliced from 4 exons. Lineage: Eukaryota; Metazoa; Mollusca; Gastropoda; Planorbidae. The record is from RefSeq and is a predicted model, not a curated record.
UGAUCUUGGUUACUUACUUGACAAGAAAUACCAGACUUAUAUUGUCUUUUAGGUCUGACAGUCCGACUUAAUUCUGACUAUUUUUACAAAGUAGCAAAAAGUAACUCUAUUAUGCAAUAUUCAAGGAAGGCUUUUGAAGCCACAAGCCCACUUGACUGUGCCAGAAAAUGUCAGCUUCAAAAGUGUGCUUCCUUCUCAUUUAGCAAUCACGUCUGCUCCAUUGGCCAGUGUAACUCAACCAACGCUACCUUAGGUCUAAGUCAAGAGAUUUAUGUUUCAUGUUUUAGCAGUGACGGUUUUACUUUCAUCCCUUUUGGUUCUGUUAGCGCAUGCGUGUGGGUGUCAACUAACAUAACAGAUUACAUCACUGCCAGAGAUGACUGCAGAAGCAAAGAUGGCCAUCUGUAUACGUUGAAAACGAUGGACAAGCUGAAAUGGUUACAGACUUAUUACAAUAGAACUAAAAUAUGGAUUGGAUUAAACGACAUCGAUGUAGAAGGAACAUACAGGUGGGAAGAUGACUAUACCGUCUGCAGCCAGAGCUGGAUGAAGCAAAUAUUUGCGCCAGGUGAACCAAAUAACAGGAAAUCAAGUCCAAACGGUGAAGACUGUAUUCACUUUUACCAAAAUGUGCCACUGCUGAAUGAUGCAAACUGUUUGACCAACUAUACCUACAUCUGUGAAAAGCCUUUUUUUAACUUACACUAAUCAACAAUUGUUAUAAUAUCCGCUGUUCGUUUACUCGUGACAAUAUAAACCAAGCGUAUUAAUAUUAACAUUUUAUUGUUUUUUUUUCUUAAUAAACAUGCCAUUGAAAUCUGUGAUUGGAAUAGUUUGUGACUAACAUGGUUGGUUGUUGUAAUAAAACAGCAGUCCAUCACUUUAUACAUUAUUUCAUUUGAAGUCUUAGAUGAGAACUUUUCAAUAGGACUAAAAUGUGUUUAUGUAUAAGAAAUAAUUGUUAAUUGUUCUUUUACAUUUGCUGACAGAAAUAUUGGUUUCUGUUUCUUGUUGGCGUUGUAUUUAUGAACAUUAUAUAGUAAUAUCAUGUAUGUACAAUUAUAAUGUACAUUAUUACUGUGACCCAACAAAACAGCGCCGACAAAAUAGCGCGAAAUUUCCCGACAAAAUAGCGCAAGACAGAAUAGUUCGGCUUUAUAUAUGGUGUGUAUUUUAAUAGAUCUAAACUUAUGUCAUAUUAUCAGAGAAAGAGAGUACUUUCAAACUUUUAUCUCAUUUUCCUUAUUCACCAAUGUUAAAAAUGCAUAACUCGCUAUAAAAAAAAUAUGUUUUUGAAAUGUAGUUAGCCCAGUUCAAGGCUUAGGUAUAUGAUGAUGUGUGUGUUACACAUGUGUGUUAUAGUAUAAUCAGAAAUCUUGAUUAUCUGCGGCAUCUCUAUUUGAUCAAUCCAGGGAGUCUGGUGUCUCAGCAUUGGCAAACUUCGGUGUGUCAGGAUUAGUUAGCUGGAGAUCUUCUUAUCUUUAAAUACUUUCUUCUGGAGAUCUAAAUAAUGUUUGGGCAGAUGGUGUGGGCUAUUGGUAUGACCAUUGGGAGGACAACUAUAUUGGUUUCCAGAGACGAAACCGAAAGGUGACUCCAAUAUUUCCAAUAGCAUUAUGAAAUAGUAGCUAUCGAAUACAAGACAAUCUAACACGAACAAACAAUUUAUUGGAGGGAUGGCACCAUACAUUUCAGCUGUCUAUUGACUGUCAUCACCCCAAUGUCUACAAGAUAAUAUCUCUCACGUCCUCAGAGAACAGGAGAAAACUUAGAACAAGAUUCUGUGGUACAAUGGUGGAGAACGAAGUAAAGCUGCAAGCAAGACAAAGUACCUCCAACUUAACAGACGUCUUGAAGCUAUACAAGCCACUGAUGGAUUUUCUACAUGACAUUGCAUAGAGCUUAACCUUGUAAAAGUUAUGUGUGUGUGUGUGUGUAAAUCUGACAAAUAG